GGCGGCGCUCGCUUCAGACGCUGUAUAUCUCUUUCGUUUUUCCAGCCACGGAAAUCGGUGAACCGAUCUUUCUAUAGUUCGGAGAUUGGUCGCGUUUAUCUGUACUUUUUACCGCGGAUGGACGUGAACCCAGUCACAAUUUAGCCUAGACAAAACAAGAAACUUUGCGGAGUGAAUCUAUUGGGACUGCUGCUGUGCAUUCGGACCACCAAGAGGAUCCUUCCUCUGCGCGAUAUUUUCCUCCUAUUUGGAGAGGAAGGGUGUUCGUUUUCGAAGUGAAAUCUCAACAGUUGGUUUCCAUUUGGGACUCAUAACGCGUUGGUCUAGUUUGUCACACACUUCACGUCAAGUUACCGAUAUCUAAAACAAAAGGGAAAUCUACAAAGUACCACGAUCAAGCCCGUCUCUGUGCAAUGCCACAGUUGUCACAUCGGAGCCCAGAUGAGGAAAAAACAAAACCGUAGGCUAUAGUUUGCACUUCUACAGCACGCAUAUUUGCGCCGAUCACAUAGUGGUAAAUCCCAUCUCACUGAUUUCUUUCCCCAUCUCAAAGCUCUGACAGAAGCGGAAGAAGACUGAGAUACGGGAUAGUGGAUUUACCCGCUAGUGCAGUGUGAUUGUGUGUGUUGGUGAUCUGAGAGGAGCGCUCACUUAGACCAUCUCCCGCCGUCUGGUUGUCAUGUAGGCUACCUAACCGCCUGACUGCCCUCAGCAUCCGGUUUUGUGGAACAGAAGAAGUGGCCAACGGAACAUGACUCCACUGUUUCCUUGGUAGAUACUAUGCACUUCCGGGUCCAGACGCUCGUCCACUGAUGUUCAUCUCCCACACCUGGCAGAGAGACCACCACUCAAUACUACUACAAUACCCACAUUUCCUGUCUGCACAAAGUAAGGACUUAGCUGUUGAAGCCCUUAGGUGACUUGGACUUCCUUGUUGUACUAUUGAACUAUUUCGGCACUACGAGCCAGUUCUUAGUUUACAAUUGUCACGCACAGUGAUAUUAGAGAGACAGUAGGCGAGUAAAGAGGAAAACAAUCCAACAACGACAAAAUGGCCAACAACACGGCGGACCACCCUCCCGGGAACUCUGUUGCCGAUGGCAACCAGGAGGGGGACUUUGGCAUCACGGUGAUGGACCUCCGAGAGCUGAUGGAGCUGAGGAGUGGAGAGGCCGUCACCAAGAUAGCCGACUCCUACGGAGACGUGCAGGGGGUCUGCCGCAGGCUCAAGACAUCGCCCAUCGAGGGUCUGUCUGGUAACCCAGUGGAUCUGGAGAAGCGCCACGCGGCAUUUGGGAAGAACUUCAUCCCUCCUAAAAAGCCUAAGUCCUUCCUGGCGCUGGUAUGGGAGGCCCUACAGGAUGUUACUCUCAUCAUCCUGGAGAUUGCUGCCGUAAUCUCCCUGGGCCUGUCCUUCUACCACCCCCCUGGGGGAGAUAGCGAGCUGUGUGGUGAGACAGCGUCAGGAGUGGAGGAUGAGGGGGAGGCGCAGGCGGGCUGGAUCGAGGGCGCCGCCAUCUUGUUCUCUGUGGCAAUUGUUGUCUUGGUGACAGCGUUUAACGACUGGAGCAAGGAGAAGCAGUUCCGUGGGUUGCAGAACCGCAUCGAGCAGGAGCAAAAGUUCACCGUCAUUCGCAAGGGCCAGGUCAUCCAGAUCCCCGUGUCCGAACUGGUGACAGGAGACAUCGCCCAGAUCAAAUAUGGUGACCUGCUGCCAGCUGAUGGUAUCCUGAUCCAGGGCAACGACCUGAAGAUCGAUGAGAGCUCUCUGACUGGCGAAUCAGACCAAGUCAGGAAGUCCCUGGAGAAGGACCCCAUGCUGCUGUCCGGCACCCAUGUGAUGGAGGGAUCAGGCCGAAUGGUGGUGUCUGCGGUGGGUCUCAACUCCCAGACUGGAAUCAUCUUCACUCUGCUGGGGGCGGGAGACAGCGAUGAGGAAAAGAAGAUCAAGAAAGGUAAAAAACAAGGACCCCCCGAAAAUCGCAACAAAGCUAAGACCCAGGACGGCAUUGCCCUGGAGAUCCAGCCCCUGAAGAGUGACGAGGCGGUUGAGUCUGAGGAGAAGGAGCCUGAGGUGGAGGUGAAACGGGUGAAGAAGGUUCAGGUCAACAAGAAGGAGAAGUCUGUGCUGCAGGGCAAACUCACCAAACUGGCCGUGCAGAUCGGGAAGGCAGGUCUGAUCAUGUCAGCUGUGACUGUGAUCAUUCUCAUCCUGUACUUCGUGAUUGACACGUUCGGGGUGCAGGGUCGCCCAUGGCUGAAGGAGUGCACCCCCAUCUAUAUCCAGUACUUUGUCAAGUUCUUCAUCAUCGGAGUCACUGUUCUGGUGGUGGCUGUGCCUGAGGGGCUGCCUCUAGCUGUCACCAUCUCUUUGGCCUACUCUGUCAAGAAAAUGAUGAAGGACAAUAACCUGGUUCGUCACCUGGAUGCAUGCGAGACCAUGGGGAACGCUACCACCAUCUGCUCUGACAAGACAGGCACCCUCACCAUGAACCGUAUGACCGUGGUGCAGGCCUACUUGGGAGACACACACUACAAGAAAGUACCGGAACCUGACGUCAUCAAACCAUUCACUCUGGAAGUCAUGGUCAACAGCAUCGCCAUCAACUCAGCCUAUACUACUAAGAUUCUGUCCCCAGAGAAGGAGGGAGGCCUGCCCCGCCACGUCGGCAACAAGACAGAGUGCUCCCUAUUGGGCUUCGUGCUGGAGCUGAAGAGAGACUACCAGCCAAUCAGGGACGAGAUUCCCGAAGAGAGUCUGUACAAGGUGUACACCUUCAACUCGUCCCGUAAGAGCAUGAGCACGGUGCUGAAGAACACAGACGGUAGUGGCUUCCGCAUGUACAGCAAGGGAGCCUCCGAGAUCGUCCUACGCAAAUGUUCUCAUAUCCUGAACACGAACGGGGAGCCACGUAUCUUCAAGCCUAAGGACCGUGAUGAGAUGGUGAAGAACGUGAUUGAGCCCAUGGCCUGUGACGGUCUGAGGACAAUCUGUGUGGCCUACAGGGACUUCCCUGCCGAUGCAGGAGAACCAGACUGGGACAACGAGGGCGACAUCCUUGAUGAGCUCACCUGCAUCUGUGUGGUCGGCAUCGAGGAUCCCGUCAGACACGAGGUACCUAAUGCCAUCCUCAAGUGCCAGAAGGCCGGCAUCACCGUGCGCAUGGUUACCGGGGACAACAUCAACACUGCCCGCGCCAUAGCAACCAAGUGUGGCAUCCUGUUGCCGGGUGAAGACUUCCUGUGUCUGGAGGGCAAAGAGUUCAACCAGCUGAUCCGUAACGACCAGGGAGAGGUGGAGCAAGAGCGUCUGGAUAAGGUGUGGCCCAAGCUGCGUGUGCUGGCUCGCUCCUCUCCCACUGACAAACACACUCUGGUCAAAGGUAUCAUGGACAGCACCGUCCUCGAGACACGACAGGUGGUGGCUGUGACAGGCGACGGAACUAACGAUGGCCCCGCCCUAAAGAAGGCCGAUGUCGGAUUCGCUAUGGGUAUUGCCGGUACAGAUGUGGCUAAGGAAGCAUCUGACAUCAUUCUGACUGACGAUAACUUCACCAGCAUCGUCAAGGCUGUGAUGUGGGGCCGCAACGUCUACGACAGCAUCUCCAAGUUCCUCCAGUUCCAGCUCACUGUCAACGUGGUGGCCGUCAUCGUGGCCUUCACUGGCGCCUGCAUCACACAGGACUCUCCUCUGAAAGCAGUGCAGAUGUUGUGGGUUAACCUGAUCAUGGACACCCUGGCAUCCCUGGCUCUGGCCACUGAGCCCCCCACCGAGUCCCUGUUGCUGAGGAAGCCGUAUGGCCGCAACAAGCCCCUGAUCUCCCGCACCAUGAUGAAGAAUAUCCUGGGUCAUGCUGUCUACCAGCUCACCAUCAUCUUCACCCUGCUGUUCGCUGGAGAGAACUUCUUUAAUAUUGACAGCGGGCGUAACGCGCCUCUUCACUCACCACCGUCGGAGCACUACACCAUCGUGUUCAACGUGUUCGUCAUGAUGCAGCUGUUCAACGAGAUCAACGCCAGGAAGAUCCACGGAGAGAGGAACGUCUUCGAGGCCAUCUACCGUAACCCCAUCUUCUGUAGCGUGGUUAUGGGAACCUUCAUCCUGCAGAUUGUCAUUGUCCAGUUUGGAGGAAAGCCCUUUUCCUGCACAGCUCUGAGCAUUGACCAGUGGCUCUGGUGUGUCUUCAUUGGAGUGGGAGAGCUGCUCUGGGGACAGCUGAUCACAGCCAUCCCCACCCACCGCCUGAAGUUCCUGAAGGAGGCUGGCCACGGCACCCAUAAGGAGGAUGUUCCCGAAAACGAAAUGAACGAGGGGGAUGACGAGAUUGACCACGCUGAGAUGGAGCUCCGUAGGGGACAGGUCCUCUGGUUCAGGGGACUCAACCGCAUCCAGACUCAGAUGGACGUGGUCUAUACGUUCCAGACGGGUCAGGCUCCGGUCCCGGGGGCAUUGAGACGCCAGCCCUCUGUGGUCAGCCAGCACAACGACGCCAAAACUGUCUCUAGCCCCACCCACAUUAAGGUGGUCAAUGCGUUCCGUAGCUCCCUUUACCCGGGGCUAGAGAACCCAGAAUCCAGAAACUCCAUCCAUAACUUCAUGGCCCACCCUGAGUUUGUCCCCCUGUCUGAGGAGGAGGCGCAGAUCCCUGAGAGAGAGGAGUCCAGCAGUGAUGAGGUGGAUAUGGAGAUCGAGCCCAUCCCCAGCUCCUCGACUGGGGGGGGGAAAGCUCCAGACGUCAGCCACGAGACCACCUGCUGAUCACCUCCUCUCUUCUCCUCCGCUCUGAUCUAUCCAUCCACCCGUCGGCCAGCUGGCUCCCCCCCCUGCAGUUCCUCUCCUCCACCAUGAGAAGGACCAGCGGUGCGCCCCUCAGAUCCUUAGACUCAUCCCACAGAGGGUGCACCCAGAGUGGGCAAGGGGUCCCGGUCCCAGCGCCUCCCCUCUCUUCACCUCUUCCCUCCACUUCCUGAACCCUACACCCACCUCUCACCUGACCACCCCCACCUUGCCAUUCUCAUCGGCUUGCACUGACUGUGUCGCGUGUGCCCUUUAAGUCUGUGCAGAAGAGUGACAUGCAGAGCAUCCAAUCACAUUGUGCCCCUAACUCAUGGGUGGGAAGGACCAUUUGGGGUCCACCAAUCUGCUCCGUCGAAGGCCGUAGCCUGUCCUUCUGUCCAUCUUUGGGGUUUUAUAUCAUUUUUUUUUUUUUAACAGAGUAGCCUAGAACUGAAACGCAACAUGUUUAUCCUUCUGUACUAGCUUAUAUUCUGCAUACACUAACUGGCACAGAACUUUAAGAAUAUACCCAUGUGUACAUUAAUAUUGUAUGUACAUACAUGUAACUGCCAAAAUAAAGAAGACACUUAAGUGAGGGAUACAAAGUAUAUUGAAAGCGGGUGCUUCCACACAGAUGUGGUUCCUGAGCUAAUUAAGCCAUUAACAUCCUGUCAUGUAUACAAAUACCCAGUUGCCCAUUAUUUUGGCUUCCAUGGUUAGAAGAAGAGGCCUCAAAGGAGCAUAAGGGGGUUUAAAGUGUGUGUACGUGUCUCAGUCCCUCGAUCUCAACCCAACUGAACGCUUAUGGGAGAUUCUUGAGCUGCGCCUGAGACAGCAUUUUCCACCACCAUCAACGAAACACCAAAUUCUGGAAUUUCUCGUGGAGGAAUGCUGUCACAUCCCUCCAAUAGAGUUCAAGACACUUGUAGAAUCUAUGCCAAGUCGCAAUGUAAGCUGUUGUGGCAGCUCGUGGUGGCCCAACGCCCUAUUUAAGACACUUUUGGUGUUUCCUUUAUUUUGGCAGUUAACUGUAUAUAUGCUUUAUAGGCUCAAAGCUCCAAGCUGAUUGGAUGAUCAGAUGUACAUGGCCCAUGUGAUUAACAGCUUUCAGCUACUAAGUUUCUCUUCUCUAUUUGUCAAUCUGUGUUUUAAUUGUACAGCAUGUAUGCAUUUGAUCUGUUUUGAAGCAGGAUGUACUAAUGGGUUACUCAGUUCAAUGCAGGAAACCAUGUCUUCAUUGAUUCUGACACACUACAGCGUUUCAACGAUAUAGGUUCAAUCAUCUAAACAUCUCUCACAUCUCUCAUGUCCAUUUGACAUGACUCCAUUAUGAUUUAUCCUGUUUUUGUUGAAGGACAGUGUAAAGAAUGCGUAAAGAUAUUUUAACAGAAAAGUGAAUUCUCUUAAAACAACAUAUUCAAAGUAAAGCUUGCAGCAGGCUAGAGCCAGAGGGCACCCCCUCUCCGUGGAGCAGGGUCAUGGCAAGACGAUGUGGAGGUAUCUCCCUCAUCCGAUGACCUCAUCCUUAUCUCAUCCAAUCAGGGUUCUGGUUUUCCCCAGCCCCUUGAGAGUAAGUUGACAGCUCAUGAAACUGCCAAUAAUGGAGUACGAUUAAGAACGUCAGAGUGAAGUGAAUGAUAGUUCACCCCCAUCGCUCGUAUGCAUGACGUAUAUUAUCCGUGUUUCAUCUGUGUUGAGUGGAAUGGGAGUUUAGAGAUGGGUUAUGGGAAACAUUAUUUGGGGUGGGGUUUGGACGUACGUAUUCCUGUGGACAGAAAUGGGUCAUUGUUUUUGCUUUAGUCUGUCACAACAACAAAAAAUCCACCAAAAAAAUGAAAAAGUCCACACAAGUUCAUUCUCUGUACCUUAGCAAGACAAAUCUAGUCCUCGUUUUACACUGUCGACGAAGGGGCGUUGGGCUUGUUCCUGUUAGCUCCGGUGUGAGUGUGUUGUGUGUUGUUAUCGAGCAUCACUGUGUUGGCUGCAGAGUGACACAGGGGACUAUCGAUCUCUCCCAUCAUGCCUCUGGGAGAGCCAACCGUGAGCGGCCCAGAUAUAAAUCCAAUAUCUCCCCCUCCCUCCUCACCCGGGCACCGCUCCCUCCCACCCUCCCUCCUCCGGGCUGCUAGGAUAGGGACACAGCACAUCCCCACAUGUCAACCAACCACAGAUAAUGGUGUAACAAUAAGAGGAAUACUCUUAACAAGAAGAAGAAGAAGAAAAAUAGACUCAACCAGAGAUGUGUAUGAGAGCUCCUGUAUUCAGUAGUGUAUGUUGUCGUCAGAGGUGUCAUGCCCGUAGGGGGCACAGGGGCACGUGCUCCCUCAGAUUUGUCAUGUUUAAAAUGUCUUUUUUGCGGGCCUUUUUUUCUCUCUCUGUAAUACUACUAGACACUUAGCAAUUUUAUAUAACUAGCUACCAAGAAACCAUUUCAGGCUAUCAAUACAGUUAGAGUAGCUAGCUUGUCGUCCUCUUAGCUGGCAUGCCCGCUGGCAAGGUUGGUAGACUUCAGAAAAGCAAGCAAUAACUAAAUGUACUGAAUAAGACUCACAUUCCUUUCAAUAUUGUACCAGAGAUGCAGAGAAGUAUUGUUUGUUUGUUUGUUUUUUUAAGAACCACCAGUCAGAAGGAUACAGACAGCUCAAUUGGUAUGAUUAAAUAUUCAGAAAAAUAUACAUUUUUUUACAUAGAAUUAAGUGUAAUGAUUAUGGCUCUAGAUUACAGGACAAAAAGCUGCUUCAGAUGUUUGAAAAAUGCUAAAUUCUCCAAUUUAUGGUCGGUGGGCUUACCACCCCUCCGGACCACCCCCCUAGCCAUCCUCACGUACUUUGUGCCCCCUAAGAUUUUUUUGGGGUGCAUGAUUCCCCUGGUCAUUGUUGUAUAUGGUAGAGAGAGUGUUAACUUGGGCUGACCCCCUUUUCCGCCUCCGGCCACCAACUCUGUGACAGAGAUUGUGACGCCCUCGACAGGACGUGUGCUAUCGAUUACCAGUAAUGUACUACUGCCAUAUUUUCAACCUUUAUUUUCAUAUCUAGGUUGCUUACUUCGAUAGAACCCUCUGGUGAUGCGCCUUUUCUACUUACUCAGAGCCAUAUUUUCUAGGUUGUCGUUGUUGUUUUGUAUCCCAUCGUUGUUGAAGUUUCCUUUCUAUUCCCCCUGACCAACAAACAAAAAAACCAGGACAAAAUAAUGUGUCACUGCCGAUACAGUAUAUAAGUCAUGGACCACUACGAUGUUUACAGAACAUGGUCAGCCUGAUGCAGUAAGCCUGCUCGCGCUGCACUUCACUCCAGACCGGCUAGUCUCCUUCAUUCCCUUGCUUUCGUGAGUCUUAGUACAUAGUUAUGGGGAAGCUUUCUUGCAUGAUUUUCAUAGAAACUCAAUGUUUUUUGUUCAUUUUUUUACAAUUCUUCUUCUGUAUUUUUAUAUUAAGUACUUUUUUGGAAAUAUAUAAAUAUGUAUAGGCUGAAGAGUUUUGAUGACAGUACAGACCAUGAAUAAGAUCAAUCGACAGUGUAACAUGUUUUUGCCGUUCUAUAUACAGUAUAUUUAUGCCACAUUUGUAAACCAUGCUUGGUCGUCUGAUGCUGGGGCUAACUAAAUUAAAAUAAAUUGUUUACUCACUGUAGGUCAUGUGAUUGGACAUACUCUUUCAGCAAUCUAGUCUUACCGCCCCUUUCCCUUUCACUAUAUACAGUCUUAAAGAGAGUAUCUUAAAUUCUGCUAUUUCUUUCAAUAGCUUAAAGGGAUAGUCCGGGAUUUUGGCAAUGAGACCCUUUUAUCUACAGUACUUGCCCAGAGUCCGAUGAACUUGUGGACACUGUUUUUUAUGUAUCUGCGUCCAGUAUGAAAGAAAUUAGAGGUAGUUUCGGGGGAUAAUGCUAAAUAAAUUGUGCUAACACUAGUUAGCAACUUCCUUCAAACUGCACACCGAUACAUAAAAAUGGUAUCCACGAGUUCAUCUGACUCUGGGGAAGUAAAUAAAGGGCCUCAUUGUCAAAAUCCCGAACUUAUCCCUUUAAAUCAAAUGUGGUCCAAUGAAAGUGAGUGAAAUCGAACAUGGUAGUAUACAGAACAUUGAAGAUUUGCUAAAUUAAUUGGGGGGGUAUAUAUAUAUUUUUUUUUUUUUUAAUCUCUAUAUAAAUGUAUUUGUUAAUUUUUUUAUGUUCUUUCAGACUAAUAUGACUGCGAGUUUAACUUAUUUUGUGAGAGGAUCGGUGCUCUCGGAUGCCUGUGUAGUGACGUUAGUCGACUUGUCAAAGAGGGCAUGGAUUUCAUCCAAAUUCAGCAUUACCCUUUUAAUUCUAAUGGCUUAGAACACUGUUUAUGGGAAGAGAGUAGAGCUGUUAAACUGGUAGUGACAUCACUUCCUCUUCCUGUUUUUGUCCAUAAACAGAAAACUAGAUGCCUUUGAUUUGGUGUCCGUUCGACCAUUAGACAGUCUCAUUUUGGGGACACAUUUUCAAUUGGAAUCCUUUCUUUUCUUCUGACUUACUCUAUUUGGUAUGUGUAAAUAUUGUCAUAGGAUGAUGUUGAACUUAACUUAUAACUCUUGGUAAUGAACAGGGGGCAACCAGUCGGGGAUCACCGAGCAUAGCUUUAAGAAUGUUCUGCCAAAGUCUUGCUUUGUACAAUCGUUGCUUUUUUGUCCUUUAUUUUUGCACAGAUUGUUUUAAACGAUUAUUGUCAGGUGAAUGUGUUUUCCUUGUUUUCCAUCUUCCCAAAAUAGCAAAUGUUUUUGCAUGUAAACGUGGACAGAGAAUACAAAGAGCUUGAAGCGUCACUAAGAUUGUCCCUCUUCUAUUGCCAUGGCCUUGGUUGUGCUGUUGUGAUCUCUUACUGGUUUCCCUCCCAUUCCAUCCCACAGGUGAACAUGUACUCCAUCCUCUAGAAACACCCCAAUGUUUUUGUAUGUUGUUUUGUUCUUGUUUAUUUGUACCUUGGCACAACUGUACAACAGAAGCAGACCAACAGGUCUGCAUGUCUGAGGUGGAGGGAGAACUAAAGAACGGCUAGACUGACCUGAUAAAGCCGAUGUUUGGUUUCUCUGAUGGAUAAGCCCACCGUGGCUUCUGACCAAUCUGUAAGAUCUGUUCCUUCUCAUUGCACAGGUUUCAAUAAUGACUCAUGUAUGACAAAAUGAAAUUGCUAAGGCAUUGUGCAAUACCUGUCAACUGUAAUGGACUGCAUUGCUUCUCUAAAGCUUCUCUUUCUUAGACAGCUUUUUAUUUCUUUCGAUUUGGGGGAUUUCUUUGGGGAAGCUUCUCCGCAGUUGUAAAUAAUAAAACAAACAAAAAAAGGUUUGAAAACUGGAAUAUCACAGUUUAAAGUCAUAACCCCUUAUUUUACGUAGGACGAUAUUUACCCGAACCAGUUCUUGUGUUUUAAUACAUUUUCAAUUGUAUCUAAUUGAGAAAAGACCGAAAAAUAACUUUCUGUCAUUGAUAUGAUGCACAGUAAUAGACACUGGUGUUAUUUUUGUAUAAACAUAAUACCAUCUAUGUGGCAUGCAUGACGUAUAAACAAUUUUGUGGUUUAAAGCAAUAUGUCCGACCUGGUUGAUUGGUACUUUCGUGUUCUGUGUAGCUUAAACCACACUGUACUAAAAGAGGGUGUUUAAUAUGUGUUCAAUGUUCUGCAUGGUUAAGUAUGGAAUGAGACACCCCAAACGUUGACUUGCUUUCAAAACAAAACUUGCACGUACAAACUCGUACACAUUUUGACUCCGUUUCUGUCCCCCGUGAAACAUACACUGAGAGGAUGCUGCCUUGAAGAUAUGGAAUGGGUGGAUGUGUGAGUGAAUGGGACUUAAAUUCAGUUGCACAAAGAUCUGUUCAAUGGAGGGUUUUAUCUGCAGGUAGCAAGUCCCUGUUGGGUGCUUCAUCACUAGUGUUGAAUGAUUCCUACUUGGUUAUUAGCUAAGGUACUUCUUGACUGUAUCCUGUGUCUGUUCAUUCCCAGUGUGUCUCACAGCAGCCAUGUAGUCGACCAUCCUACUUUACCCCAUCUCACCACAGAGGCCUGACGUGAUAACCAACAAAAACGCCAUACACACAACACUGCUGUUUAUCAUGCAUAACGCAAUAAUAGUUUUGCAGUUGAUAUUCGUUUUAUUUAUCCAUGAGAGGAGUCAUUACUUUGAGGUUUUAUUGGCAUUUUAGAACAUUCCUAAAUCAGUAUCCCCAUGCUGAAUCUAUUUCACCACCAAAUGAGAAGUCAUUAUGAUACCACGCUGUUCAUUGUUUAUUCCAUCAUCCAGCCACAGCCACGGAGAAUCACUCACUACCAAGGUAGGCAUUUGCUCAUCAACUCAUUUCACACCUAUCACAUGAAUCGAUUUUCUCAUUGCCCUCCCUCAACUCUCCAACUCUCCUCUCGCAUUCCGUCUCCCUCCAUCCAAGGACAGCGCUCAUCUGUCAGUGCCAAACAGCAGUCAACCUCUCUUCUAGCUGCAGCAUCUAGAUGCCUGAGAUUCUUCACUGGUUUAUUCAACAGUUCUAUCCAUUAUGGUAGUUUCUUUUUAGUUGACGAUUUGUGGCUCGUACACAAAUCGACCACCACAGUUUGUCUUUCUCCUUUUCAAUAUUUCGCUAGUUGUGUUUUCCUAGAAAGGCUGUUGCUCUGUCGGUGAGACCUGUGUGUUUGUCUCUGUGUGUCUUGGGGCCCCAGCUUUCCAUGUUGAUAGUCCUGCACCAUCUGCCCAGACUCGCUUAGAUUGCCAGGGCUCAGGUGUGUGUCUGUGUGUCUGUGUGUCUGUGUGUGUGUGCGUGCAGUCACCAAGGGCUAUGGGGCAGAGCAGAGAUGUUUGAGGCAAUACGUCUCUUGUCUAGUUAAAAAAACAUGGCCAACUUGCACCAGAGAAGAAUUCGAUCUCGGUAACAAAUGAAUGGUAUUCCGCUUGAGCUGCUGGUCCAGAGGAGUAAGACAUAAGAGAGAGAAGGAGAGCUUCUCCUCUGUUCUUCCUCUGAGUCGGUGUCGUUUACAUCACCAGCUACUGUGACCAUCACAGCUGUGCCUCGUCUUGAACACCGCUUUCAACUGGUGUCUCUCUUCAUAGCUAUGCUGUUGAAACCAGACAGUUCCAUAGACCGAGAGAUAUUCUGAAUAUUUCUGUUCCCAAGGAGACCUGUCCGAGAAGGCGGCUGAUUGGUUGAUCUGAGCAUGUUGGAGUGACCGCGUUCCAUCACUCAUUCUGGUUGGCUUGGUGUGAACAUAAUUGUUCAACCAUUUCAAAGAGCACUGUCUUGUUUUGUUAUCUUGAACUGUGUUAACACUGACAGCUUUUGAAAUGUGUUUUGCUAAUUUCUCUCGCACUUUGGAUGAGCCGUUGUUUCAUCACCCUGGCCUGUGCUGACGUUAAUGCAAUCAUGACUAAUUCUGACAGGCACUCGGCAUGGAUUGGCGUUAAAGUGAAAUGCGUUUUGGCUUCAUGGUCAUGUUCCCACAGCGCUGAGAUACUGAAACAGUCAGGCAUGUUGUUUUUGAUUGACGCAGGAGAAACAACCGCAGCAUCAAAGAUAAGGGAGGAAUUCAAUUGGCUGAAAUUGUUCAUUACAUACGUUGCUGUGUGUGUGUGUGUGUGUGUGUGUGUGUGUGUGUGUGUGUGUGUGUGUGUGUGUGUGUGUGUGUGUGUGUGUGUGUGUGUGUGUGUGUGUGUGUGUGUGUGUGUGUGUGUGUGUGUGUGUGUGUGUGUGCGCAUAAUAAUGAGUGUGUGAGGGUUUGUAUUGAAACUCAUUUUCUGUGGGUACAGUAACGGUCUGUAAAUGUUCUUGGAGGCCCUUUUAAGCAGCACUUUUCCUCAGUGUGUGUCUCACCUGACAAACAUACAGACACAACAACACACAUUCGCUGUACUCUCCAUAUCCCCCUUUUGUAAAUAAGAUUCAUUAUCAUUCUAAAAUGUCACCCAUGUUUGCUUCAAACUAUGCAACAAUAUUCUACAAUUAUAAUACUGUUGUUUAGUUAUUUUCCCAGUUCUUCUCUUAAAGGCCCAGUGCAGUCAAACGUGAUUUUCUUGUGUUUUAUAUAUAUUUCCACACUAUGAGGUUGAAAUAAUAGGGGGGAGUGGGGUAAGUUGAGCCUAUGUGGUAAUUUGAGCAACCCUUGUGUUAAGGAAAUCAUACAAAUAAAAUAAAUUGUAUAAUUUGACUAAAUAUUUAAGAAAGUCAUUUCGUGGAGUCUGAAGGUAGAAACCAUAUGGAAAAAGUGGUAAGCCAGUUCGAUUUUUUUUUUAAACAACAGAUUUUAGCCAAAUCAAAUUAAUUAAUUGUGUCAGAGCAGCGUUUCCCAAACUAGGAGUCUUUUAAAAAUGGGGUCGCGAGAGAAACUCUGACAAUAAUCAAAACAUUAGGUCCGUAGCCUCCGGUAGCCGCUACAAGUGGUUGUAAAAAAAAGAGCCAUUUCUGUUUUCUUCCUAAUGUGUGUCUCUUUCUAACGGUUUAGAAAGACUAUUUUGUUUCCCUCUACAAUGCCCACAAUGACUCAAUAGAACAGAGUGGACAAGACCAGGCAAUAAGUCAGGCUGUUAGAAAAAGAAAAUCAUCAACAAUACAUUAUUUUCUACACAGAAGAUCAUACAAAAUUAUUGCCUGAGGAUCUGAACUUCCCAAUACCUUUCUGAUGCAUUUUAGUCACUUCAACCCAUAUUUCCAGCAGAAUUAAAUACUUUCAAAAAUACUUUCAGACUGAUUUGUAAUAGACUGUCAUAGCCAAAUUACAAAGUUUACAUUGUCAAUUAAUUACAUUAUUGUCUUUAUAUGGUGGGGUCGCGAUUCAUUUAAAAUAUUUAAAAUGGGGUCGCGGGACAAAACAGUUUGGAAACCCUUUUGUGUAGAGGUUUCAUGAUGCUUGUAUCUAAACCAAAGUAGAUCAUUUUAAGAUGUUUUAUACAUCAGUAUCUAAAAGCUACAAUAUGAGGUCCUAAAUCAAGCAUGAAAGUGCAUCCUUGUAGCUGUGUGGGCUAAUAUAGUCCAAAUGUGUUUGCCUUGGGGCAAGAUGAGCAAAUUGAAGUGUUUAAAAAGGCACAAUGUUUUUCUGAGUUAUUAAAGCCUUUGUUUAAAGAUGCUUCAAAAUGACUAAAAGACAAAAAUGCGAUUUGUGAUUGUGUUGAGUUGUAUUUGGGAAACAAAAGAUAGGCAUGGUUUUAGAAAGGUAUGGAUAAUAUUUAAUUUAGUACAGAUAAUUGUAUGAGUUUUAACUUAUCCCAUACCCUGGAUAAAUUGUGCUAAGAGACCACUUUUUUGGGACAAACUAUGUUUUAAAAACUAAUGUUUACAGUACAUUAAUUCUGACUAUUUCCAGGAAUACACAACAUCCUGAAAUACAUGUAGAUAUCUUUGUUAGAAAGAAUACUAUUUCCUUGACAGAGUGAUACUGAAUAUAAAAAAUGGCUCAAUUUACCCGACUCCCCUACUGUGAAAUUGUGAAAAUGAUGAUAAUGACUGUUUAGGGUAAGAGCUGUUGAAAAGACCACCUGAAAUCUUAGGCUGUUUUGGUGGGAUGGAGUUUAGGCCUGCCUGGUGAUAUCACCAGUAAAUGAGUUAAUAGACAAAUGACAGCUAGUUUUCAGUUUUCCCCUCCUCACUCAAACCACUCCCAGACAUUCCUAGCAAAAUUGCUCUUUGCUAAGAAGGUAUUUGUACUUUUUUUUUUGACCAUUUCAAUUGAAAACAAUCCCCGUAAGGUACUUAACUGUUACUCUGAAAUGAUUUGCUAUUGAGAUAAAAACACCUGCAUUGGACCUUCUAACGCUCUCCUCCUUUCUCCCUCUCGCUCCUUUCUUUUUGUCUGUGUGCUUGUUUAUGUCUCAAUGGAUGCAGUUGUUUCCCAUAUUUCAAUUCUUUAUACUAAAAGAAAAGCCGGUGUAUUAUGUAUGUGUGUGCACGAUGUGCACGCACCCUGAAUUUUUCUUUACUCUUUUGUAAUAUAUGAUCAUGUGGAAUGCCUUGGUCUUUAUGUCCUGUUGUUUUGAAUUUAACAGAACAAAAAAAAUGAUAAUCAAGCAAUUGAGGUGAAAGUUAUUAUAAAUAUAUAUAUAUAUAAACAAAUCUAUAUACAUAAAAUAAAGCCAUUGGAAUUUGAAAUACA
Messenger RNA from Oncorhynchus gorbuscha (pink salmon), 14863 nucleotides. Its product is annotated as plasma membrane calcium-transporting ATPase 1-like. Gene Ontology annotation, biological process: regulation of cytosolic calcium ion concentration; calcium ion transmembrane transport. Bases 1052 to 4759 code for a protein of 1235 amino acids. Gene Ontology annotation, cellular component: membrane; intracellular membrane-bounded organelle. Lineage: Eukaryota; Metazoa; Chordata; Actinopteri; Salmoniformes; Salmonidae. The record is from RefSeq and is a predicted model, not a curated record. The transcript has 24 exons. Gene Ontology annotation, molecular function: PDZ domain binding; ATP hydrolysis activity; P-type calcium transporter activity.